CUCUCCCUUCUCCCUUCAUUUCUUCGAUUUCUCUCUCUCUCUCUCUUGUUCGUUCUCUCUCUCUCUCUCUCUCUCCCCCCUCUUCUCCGGCACUGAUCUUACUCCGGUCAAGUUUUCGCCGGCAGGUCCUCUCAUCAAAUCGAUCUCUUCAGAUAUAAUUAUAGCCGGUAUCUGAUUAGCCAUGAAUCCAGAAUAUGACUAUUUGUUUAAGCUUCUGCUUAUCGGAGACUCGGGAGUUGGAAAAUCAUGUCUUCUACUGAGGUUUGCUGAUGAUUCGUAUCUGGAUAGCUACAUUAGCACAAUUGGAGUUGACUUUAAAAUCCGUACUGUGGAACAGGAUGGAAAGACUAUUAAACUUCAAAUUUGGGACACUGCCGGUCAAGAACGUUUUAGAACAAUUACUAGCAGUUACUACCGUGGAGCUCAUGGCAUUAUUGUCGUGUAUGAUGUUACAGAUCAGGAUAGCUUCAAUAAUGUUAAGCAAUGGUUGAAUGAAAUAGAUCGAUAUGCAAGCGAAAAUGUGAACAAGCUUCUGGUUGGUAAUAAAUGUGACCUCACUGCAAAUAAGGUCGUCUCUUAUGAGACAGCUAAGGCUUUUGCGGAUGAAAUUGGGAUUCCAUUCAUGGAGACAAGCGCUAAAAGCGCCACCAAUGUGGAAGAGGCUUUUAUGGCCAUGGCUGCUGAAAUAAAGAACAGGAUGGCGACACAGCCAAUGAACAAUGCAAGGCCACCAACAGUGAAUAUUCGAGGACAACCUGUGAAUCAGAAAGGUGGUUGCUGCUCUUCUUGAAGAUGCGUGGUCCUUAUUGAAUGGUGACUGAUGGUGAUGUUUAUGUGUAUGGACCGUGACGUGUAAAACUAGUCGUCUCUCUCUCUCUCACUCUAUGCUUUUGGUAUGAAAAGAUUUGUGGGUCAAGAUUUGCCUUUUCUUUUCUUCUCUCGCCUUUUGUCGUCAGCACGUUAACACUUCCAUUCUUUCAAAUAUAUUUGUUUCUGGAUCAACAUUAUUCAGCUGUAAAAUUUAGAUAUCAAUGAACAGUAGUGUUUGCUUCA
Cucurbita maxima (winter squash) is the source of this 1053-nucleotide messenger RNA. RefSeq names its product ras-related protein RABD2c. The transcript has 8 exons. Gene Ontology annotation, molecular function: GTPase activity; GTP binding. The record is from RefSeq and is a predicted model, not a curated record. NCBI's taxonomy places the organism in Eukaryota, Viridiplantae, Streptophyta, Magnoliopsida, Cucurbitales, Cucurbitaceae. Bases 182 to 790 code for a protein of 202 amino acids.